AUGUUCUCUUCCAAAGCGGUCCUGAUCAUCACUGGGUCAUGGCAUCUCCCGCAACACUACCAAAAGGUCACAUCCCUCCUCCAAGAAAAGGGCAUUCGAACCAUAUGCCCAGCCCUUCCAACCAACAACAAUGCCUACCCGCCAAACAAAGCCCUCCACGAUGACGUCAAGUUCAUAAAAGACAUAAUCGCCAAUGAAGCAGCGGCGGGUACACACAUGACUGUUGUAGGGCACUCAUGGGGCGGAAUACUAGCGUCGGCUAUCUGUGGUGAAUUCGCUGUCAAGCCCUCUGAUACAAAGGGCGGAGUCACAAACAUCUUCUACAUGGCGGCGUUUAUACCGUCUGAAUAUGAGUCUCUGGCAGGUUUAUUCGGCGGAAAACUUCCGCCGAGCUUGACUCCACUUGUUGACGGGACGCUGGCGUUUGAUGACCCGAAGGAACGGUUUUAUAAUGACCUCUCGCCGGAGGAGGCUGAUAAGGCGGCGGAGUUGUUGGUGUAUAGUCCUACGAAUAUUCACUAUACGCCGAUUAGUUGUGACACGGUGGCGUGGAGAUUGGUCCCCGUGAGUUACUUGAUUUGCGAGAGGGAUACUGCGUUGCCAGCGUUUGUGCAGGAACAGAUGGUGCAAAAGGUCAAGGGGGAGGGCUACGACAUGCAUGAGUACAGGCUUCCUGCUUCGCAUAGUCCGUUUUUGAGCAUGCCUAGGGAGGUGGUGGAGAUUAUUGCUGGCCUUGUAGACAAGUAUUAG
Pochonia chlamydosporia 170 is the source of this 750-nucleotide messenger RNA. RefSeq names its product alpha/beta hydrolase family domain-containing protein. The coding region runs from base 1 to 750 and encodes 249 amino acids. NCBI's taxonomy places the organism in Eukaryota, Fungi, Ascomycota, Sordariomycetes, Hypocreales, Clavicipitaceae. The record is from RefSeq and is a predicted model, not a curated record. The transcript has a single exon.